AUGUCGGAAUUACCCACACGCGGCAGAAGCUCCACUAGGGGAGGACGGGCUGGACUCAGUCGUGGAGGCCCGCGCGCCUCCAGAAAGCCCAAUGGCACAUCAAACGACGCAGCUUCACUUGGGCACUCGCUCGAGGACCAAGGCGAAGUCGGCCAGCUCAAGAAGAAGUACGCCAACCAGAUAGCUAUGCUCAAGGACAUGUUUGGUGCCGACUGGACCGAUACCGAUCUCGCACUAGUACUGAACGAUGACAACGGCGAUACCAGUGCUGUCGCCGAGAAGAUCAUAAGUGGCGCUGUUACUCCAUUCGCUGAGGUGAAGAAGCCUAAGGAUCGCGCUCGCUCUAAGGUCCCAGAGGAGGCCACCACAGCAGGCGCAACUGAUAAGUCGGGCUUUGGCACCAGGGGUGCUCGAGGCAGAGGUGGCUUUGAGGGCGCCAGAGGCGGUCGUGGUAGAGGCUCAGACCGAGGCAGGGGCGGACAUCGCGGAGGACGUGGCGGUCACGCGACCACGAACGGCACGAGCACCACGAAGGACGGUGAACCAGCUUCCGUUCCCACCACCGAGUCGACUGCAUGGGAUACAUCGGCUACCACGGAGGCUGCUACCGGUGGAUGGGACGACAAUGCUGCACCAAAGGCAGCUGCUAAGACCGCAGCCACGCCCGCAGCGCCCAACCCUGCUCCAGCCCUGGAUGUGACCACAAGCUCUGCGGCUCAAGGCGCCAGUGAUAAGAUGCCCUGGUCUGCCUUGUUCAUCAAGAAGCCGGAGCCCGCUCCUGCGCCAGUACCGCCAAAACAGAUAUUGACGAAGCCACCACCCGCAGCCGAGCUUCCAGGAGAAUCUGGAGAGCCCGCAGCCGAAUUACCAGUUGACCCACCAGUAAUGGAAGAAAAGAAGGAAAUCGUCCCAGAAGAGCCAGAGACGGCUGCACCUGCUAUCGAAGAGCCGGCUUCAGAGCCUGCCAUCGAAGCCACGCCAGAUCCUUUGACCGAAGAGAAUGUAGAACACCUCCCCGACGCAUCUAUCCCACCAGCCACGCAGACUGCCGCUAGCACCGCAGGAUCUGUUGACCCGCGAAACCUUACACCGCUCCCAACCCAACCAGCGCCGAUCGGACGGCCACCCAUAAGUGGCUAUGCUGCAGCUGCGAAUCGCCUGGCAGGAACCGGAGGCCGUAGUGCUAGCUUCCAACGCCGAGUGCAAGAGCAGCAAGAGGCAGUUGUAAUGCCAGGACAUAAUGCCAUGGACAGGACAGCGCUUCAAUUUGGCAGUAUGGGCUUGAAUGGCGAGCCCGAUCCGGAUGUUGAUGAGGAGCGCGAAGAACCGGAAACCAGACAGGCACCGCAGAGUAAGCCACCUAGUCCUGCCAGACUACCACUGCUCGGAUCGCAAGGCCAGCAGCCGCAGCGUCGCCGCAUUGAUAGCCUCGCUUUGAAAGCCCUUCGUUCAGAUGCUAAUCCAUUGCCUGUAGGUAGCCCACCAUCACAACCACGAACAUCCCUCCCUCCAGCUCCCCAGGUUGCCCAACAGCCAAUACUGCAAGAGAACUCCACGCCAAAGCAGGCACCAGGUCUUCCACCAGCGUCUGCGCAAAACCAGCAGCAGAUACAGGAUGGGGCACUCGGACAAAGCCAACCAGAGACAGUCUCUCAAUUCAACAACAGCCAUCACGGUCAACAACCGCAACACCCAGCUGGAUUCGGCCUUUCAUCUGCGCCCAGCGACUACUCCCAAUACUAUACUGCCGAUCAGCGCAACGCAUACAACCAAUAUUAUGGUAAUUCUUACAGCCAGGAAUCACGACCUCAGGCUUCUCAGCCACAGGGGCACGAUCCAAUCGGACCACAGCGCUCGACCAGUGGCUUUGGUGCUGGGCCAAACGACUCGGCUUUCGGCACUCAAGGACAACCUCAAGGCCAGGCAAUCGGCCAGUCUCAGUCUCGCUUCGCUGAGGCUCCUGGUUCUGGGAACAACACCCCAAAUCCCGUCUUGGCUCAACAGCAGUCAGUGCCGACUUCACAGGCCCAGCAACACUCAAUGCAUGCUGCUCAAGGACAUCAUCAAGGCGGAUACAGCAGCUCCUUCCCAUAUGGCCACCCGAACUACAACAGCCCAUACCAACAGGCUUAUGCCAACCAGUUCUAUGGCGGAAACCAAUUCGGCGGCUAUGGCGGCGCAGGUGGAGGAUAUCAAGGCAAGCAGGGUGGCAUGCACGGAGCACCAUACGGCUACGGAAUGGGCUCACAGUCUUCGUACGACCACUACUCGUCUUCUCCAGGAAACACUGGCGCAUUUGGACAGAACCAGCAAACUUCGAUGCGAAGUGCAAGUGGGAUGGGCUCUGCACUCGGAGGUAUUGACGACUAUGGCCGCAGCUCAGCUCAGUCCGGCUCUCACCAGCAGAGCAGUGCUUAUGGCGGAAUGAGCAACGACCCGUUCGCUCGCACGGCGUCCGCAUAUGGCUCGCAGGGCAACUACGGACAGCAGAAUGUAGGAGGUGGCCAGGAGGACACUUUGAAGUCUUACGACACCUCAAAGAGCGGGCCAUCUCCUGCACUCGGACAGCCUGGUCGGCCUGGAUCCGCCGCUAACAGCGGUGUGAACAACACACAAUCUGGCUUGCCUCCGCCACAGGGUCAACAGUCUGCUUUUGGUGGUAGCUACCCAGGAUUUGGAGGUCAAGGCAGCCAGUAUGGCGGCCUCGGGGGUCUUGGUGGCCAUGGACAAGGCCAAGGACAUAGCAACCAAUUUGGAGGUUACGGCCGCGGCAUGUAUAACCAAUACGGUAGUCAACAGGGCGGCUGGGGACAGAACUACACCCACUAG
Molecule: messenger RNA, 2829 nt
Organism: Pseudocercospora fijiensis CIRAD86
Lineage: Eukaryota; Fungi; Ascomycota; Dothideomycetes; Mycosphaerellales; Mycosphaerellaceae
Exons: 2
Coding region: 1-2829 (942 amino acids)
Cellular component (GO): cytoplasm; nucleus
Source: RefSeq, a predicted model, not a curated record